Messenger RNA from Piliocolobus tephrosceles (Ugandan red Colobus), 446 nucleotides. RefSeq names its product adipogenesis regulatory factor (gene ADIRF). Gene Ontology annotation, cellular component: nucleus. The transcript has 3 exons. The record is from RefSeq and is a predicted model, not a curated record. Bases 102 to 332 code for a protein of 76 amino acids. Lineage: Eukaryota; Metazoa; Chordata; Mammalia; Primates; Cercopithecidae. Gene Ontology annotation, biological process: positive regulation of fat cell differentiation.
GGGCGCCUUAAAAACCGGAGCUGGCACUUGGCAGCGCCACUCUGGGCUGGAUCCAACGUCGCUCCGGCUGCUCUUGACGACUCCACAGAUUCCCCGAAGCUAUGGCCAGCAAGGGCUUGCAGGACCUGAAGCAACAGGUGGAGGGGACAGCCCAGGAAGCCGUGUCAGCGGCCGGAGCAGCAGCUCAGCAAGUGGUGGAUCAGGCCACAGAGGCGGGGCAGAAAGCCAUGGACCAGCUGGCCAAGACCACCCAGGAAACCAUCGACAAGACUGCUAGCCAGGCCUCUGACACCUUCUCUGGGAUCGGGAAAAAAUUCGGCCUCCUGAAAUAACAGCAGGGAGACCUGGGUGACCCCCCUCCAGGCGCCAUCCAGCAGAGCCUGGCCCUGACCUCCGGGCAUCCGCCACCUCCUCGGUCUGCCCCCUCAUUAAAAUUCACGUUCCCA